CUUAACACACAAGGAAAAAUUUCGUAGGCAAACAAAAAGAAAAAUAAAUCGUGAAGGAAACAUGAGCAGUGUGACUAAGCGCAGUUUCUAAUUUAACCAAAUUCCAAUUCAAAUUCAAAGCGAACUAUCGAUCAAAAUUGCAAAGAAACAAAUAGGCAAACAAACAAACGCACAAUGAAACUGAUAAGUUAAGUGAAGCCGAUAAGACCGUCGUUCUAAACCAAACCAAACACAAUGAAACUGAGCUACGGAUCCGAAAUGCAGUUAUGAAAUAACCAGAGAAACCCAUCGCAUCAGCAAGUAAGGAAAAUCAGCAAGCCAGACAAUUUCCACGUGCAACAUUGGCGAGCUGCAGCAACCACAAAUCGUCUACACAUUGAUGUGCGAUUUGAGCGUGUGAAUGUUGGCAGCCCUGGAGCCCUGCCUCGGUGGUUUAGCCAGUACUAGAAAGCGAAUAUGAAAACGGAUAGCGAGGGGAAAGCAAUCACAAGCGCCACUAGAACCACAUCGAAAUCCACAACGACCACAGCCAGCACAUCAGCGAGGGGUCCGCCCGGAACGAUCCAUCAAAGAUGGCCAGCCCAUGGUGCCCAAAUUGCCACGAACUGCCACCGUUCUAUCCGCCCAUCACGCCAAAGGGGAUGUCGGGGUGUGAUCAAAGCACUGUCGAAUCAUUGGCCGACGAUCCAACAGAUUCACCAUUCGAUGCCGAUGAUUGUCUCAAGGUGCGCAAGUACUGGUGCUUUCUGCUGUCCAGCAUCUUUACAUUCCUUGCUGGCCUGCUCGUGGUGCUACUAUGGCGAGCCUUCGCCUUCGUCUGCUGCCGCAAGGAGCCGGACCUGGGGCCCAACGACCCCAAGCAGAAGGAGCAGAAGGCCUCCCGCAACAAACAGGAGUUCGAGGGCACCUUUAUGACAGAAGCAAAAGACUGGGCUGGAGAGCUUAUCUCGGGUCAAACAACAACUGGUCGAAUUUUGGUCGUACUCGUAUUUAUACUCAGCAUUGCAUCCCUCAUCAUAUACUUUGUUGAUGCAUCUAGCGAAGAAGUCGAAAGAUGCCAAAAGUGGAGUAACAACAUUACUCAACAGAUCGAUCUCGCAUUCAAUAUAUUUUUUAUGGUUUACUUUUUUAUACGAUUCAUAGCGGCGUCCGAUAAGCUUUGGUUUAUGUUAGAAAUGUACAGUUUUGUAGAUUAUUUUACAAUACCCCCGUCCUUCGUAUCAAUAUAUUUAGAUCGAACAUGGAUCGGUCUUCGAUUUCUUCGAGCGCUACGUCUCAUGACUGUUCCAGAUAUUUUACAAUAUUUAAACGUACUAAAAACAUCGAGCUCCAUACGCUUGGCUCAACUAGUAUCAAUUUUUAUAUCCGUGUGGUUAACAGCAGCGGGCAUUAUACAUCUGCUGGAGAACUCUGGCGAUCCGCUGGAUUUUAAUAAUGCUCAUCGUUUAUCGUAUUGGACCUGUGUCUAUUUCCUAAUUGUGACCAUGUCAACGGUAGGAUAUGGUGACGUUUACUGUGAGACUGUCCUGGGAAGAACAUUUCUCGUGUUCUUUCUGCUCGUCGGCUUGGCAAUGUUUGCCAGCAGUAUACCGGAGAUAAUUGAACUCGUCGGUAGUGGCAAUAAGUAUGGCGGUGAACUGAAAAGAGAACACGGAAAGAGACAUAUUGUGGUGUGCGGUCAUAUAACGUACGAGUCCGUGUCGCAUUUCCUGAAGGACUUUCUCCACGAAGAUCGGGAGGACGUCGAUGUCGAAGUGGUCUUUCUCCAUCGUAAACCACCCGAUUUGGAACUUGAGGGUUUGUUCAAACGUCAUUUUACCACCGUGGAGUUCUUCCAAGGAACCAUUAUGAAUCCGAUCGAUCUGCAGAGGGUUAAGGUACAUGAAGCCGACGCCUGCCUCGUGCUAGCUAACAAAUAUUGCCAAGAUCCCGACGCAGAAGAUGCUGCCAACAUCAUGAGAGUCAUCUCGAUCAAAAACUACAGCGACGACAUUCGAGUCAUCAUCCAGCUGAUGCAGUACCACAACAAGGCGUACUUGUUGAACAUACCAUCGUGGGACUGGAAACAGGGCGACGAUGUCAUUUGCCUGGCCGAACUGAAGCUGGGCUUCAUUGCCCAGAGUUGCUUGGCGCCCGGGUUCUCGACCAUGAUGGCUAAUCUGUUCGCCAUGAGAUCGUUCAAGACGUCACCAGACACACAGGCCUGGCAAAAUGAUUAUCUUCAAGGUACAGGGUGUGAGAUGUACACCGAAACCCUAUCACCUUCAUUUACCGGCAUGACAUUCCCACAAGCCAGCGAGCUGUGCUUCUCCAAGCUGAAGCUCCUGCUGCUGGCCAUCGAGAUCAAGGGCGCCGAGGAGGGGGCAGACAGCAAGAUUUCCAUAAACCCGCGGGGGGCCAAGAUACAGGCCAACACCCAGGGUUUCUUCAUAGCACAAAGCGCCGACGAGGUGAAGCGUGCCUGGUUCUAUUGCAAAGCCUGCCAUGAGGACAUCAAGGACGAGACGCUGAUCAAGAAAUGCAAAUGCAAAAACUUGGCCACCUUCCGGAAAGGCGUCCGAGCCGUACAAAUGGUUGGGCGUGCAAAAGACGAUGAAUACUCGUUGUCAAAUGAACACCAUCCUGCACCCACAUUUACGCCCCCCGAGCUACCCAAGCGGGUGCAUGUGCGUGGAUCUGUAUCGGGUGAUAUCACUCGUGACAGAGAAGAUACGAAUCUACUCAAUCGCAAUGUGCGCCGGCCGAAUGGCACGGGCAACGGUACAGGUGGCAUGCACCACAUGAACAACACGGCAGCGGCCGCUGCAGCAGCUGCGGCGGCGGGAAAGCAGGUGAACAAGGUGAAGCCCACGGUGAAUGUGAGCCGACAGGUGGAGGGCCAAGUGAUAUCGCCAUCGCAGUACAACAGGCCACCAGAGAAUGAUGCUAACCCUUAUGCGGGCUAUCAACUUGCUUACGAAGUUAAAAAGCUCAUGCCGACGAGUCGCAGUUCCGGCACGGGUACACAGAAUCAAAACGGCGGCGUUUCACUGCCCGCCGGCAUUGCGGACGACCAGUCGAAGGACUUUGAUUUCGAGAAGACCGAAAUGAAGUACGACUCGACGGGCAUGUUCCACUGGAGUCCCGCAAAGAGCUUAGAAGACUGCAUACUGGAUCGCAACCAGGCGGCCAUGACCGUGCUGAAUGGCCACGUGGUCGUGUGCCUGUUCGCCGAUCCCGAUUCGCCGCUGAUCGGGCUGCGGAACCUGGUGAUGCCGCUGCGGGCGUCCAACUUCCACUACCACGAGCUGAAGCACGUGGUCAUCGUCGGAUCGGUGGACUACAUCCGGCGCGAGUGGAAGAUGCUGCAGAACCUGCCCAAGAUCUCGGUGCUCAACGGCUCGCCGCUGAGUCGCGCCGAUCUGCGGGCUGUGAACGUCAACCUGUGUGAUAUGUGCUGCAUCCUGUCGGCCAAAGUUCCUAGCAACGACGAUCCCACGCUGGCCGACAAGGAGGCUAUCCUCGCCUCGCUGAACAUCAAGGCCAUGACCUUUGACGACACGAUCGGGGUUCUUAGCCAGCGCGGCCCGGAGUUCGACAACCUGAGCGCCACCGCCGGCAGUCCAAUUGUGCUGCAGCGGCGGGGCUCGGUUUAUGGGGCCAAUGUGCCCAUGAUAACAGAACUGGUCAAUGAUAGUAACGUGCAGUUUCUCGAUCAAGACGACGACGAUGAUCCAGAUACAGAACUAUAUCUGACGCAGCCUUUCGCCUGCGGCACAGCCUUCGCUGUGAGUGUGUUAGACUCGCUGAUGUCCACGACUUACUUCAAUCAAAACGCCUUAACGCUGAUCCGCUCACUGAUAACGGGCGGCGCCACGCCCGAGCUGGAACUGAUCCUGGCCGAGGGAGCUGGCCUCCGGGGAGGCUACAGCACCGUGGAGAGUCUGAGCAAUCGAGACAGAUGUCGAGUGGGUCAAAUCUCACUGUACGACGGUCCGCUGGCUCAGUUCGGGGAGUGCGGUAAGUACGGGGACCUCUUUGUGGCGGCCCUCAAGUCGUACGGAAUGCUGUGCAUCGGACUAUACCGAUUCAGGGACACCAGCUCCAGUUGUGAUGCGAGCAGCAAACGUUAUGUAAUAACCAACCCACCCGAUGACUUUUCACUACUGCCAACAGAUCAGGUAUUCGUUUUAAUGCAAUUCGAUCCGGGCCUGGAGUACAAGCCGCCAGCGGUACGAGCACCUGCCGGCGGACGAGGCACCAACACACAGGGUUCCGGGGUCGGCGGGGGCGGCUCCAACAAGGAUGAUAACUCUUGAUUGUUACUGUGUAGCGCCUUAACUGAUGGUCCUUAUUCGUACAUUUGAACGAUGGAGAAGCUAAUCGAGGGCAGAGCAACGCAUUUGUGGCACCGCACCCACAACUACCUAUUGGCAUAAGAUAUUCAGACAGCAAGCGCAACAAAUCGGCAGAGAAAAAAGACAUAUAGCUGUAUGUAAAAAUUCGAUUGUACCGUGUACAAAAAAGUCAAAAUCAAAAGUGUUAACUAGAGUUAGAGAUACGAACCAAUGCGUGCCACCAAAUGCGCUGCUCUGCACUUUUAUGUGUGCGGAGGCAUGCGGCUCGGUGUAUUUUGUCCAUCCCAACUAACAAUCAAGAGACAGCCAGAAAGCCGGAACCAACAACGUCGUCGGCAACGCCGCCUGUCUCCGCACACAUAAAGAGCCAAUCCGGAUCGGGGGACCAAGAACCAUAGCCCUGAUAUCCAUCGUUCAACUGCCAACUGAUUGCUUCCCACAUCAUUCCGUAUGCCUUUUUAGAACCUUGAAAUUAUCAUAUUCUGUAUACUUGUACUUAUAAUUUUAAUCUUACCACUACAUUGGUUAAUCUUGUAUCCGUAUCCCCUUCUUUAUCCAUAUUAUUUUUGUAACCGACUUUGUGCCCCAAUAAAAUAUUAUUAUUAUUUGAGUUUUCA
Molecule: messenger RNA, 4954 nt
Organism: Drosophila takahashii
Lineage: Eukaryota; Metazoa; Arthropoda; Insecta; Diptera; Drosophilidae
Gene: slo
Product: calcium-activated potassium channel slo
Biological process (GO): potassium ion transmembrane transport
Cellular component (GO): postsynaptic membrane
Molecular function (GO): large conductance calcium-activated potassium channel activity
Source: RefSeq, a predicted model, not a curated record